This is a messenger RNA of Volvox carteri f. nagariensis, 486 nucleotides long. RefSeq lists its product as uncharacterized. The transcript has 4 exons. NCBI's taxonomy places the organism in Eukaryota, Viridiplantae, Chlorophyta, Chlorophyceae, Chlamydomonadales, Volvocaceae. Gene Ontology annotation, molecular function: structural constituent of ribosome. Bases 1 to 486 code for a protein of 161 amino acids. Gene Ontology annotation, biological process: mitochondrial translation. Gene Ontology annotation, cellular component: mitochondrial ribosome; mitochondrial large ribosomal subunit. The record is from RefSeq and is a predicted model, not a curated record.
AUGCUGCAGCGGCUCCUUGCGGCCGCAUGGCAAGGCAGCGCAUUAUCCUUUAAAUUAGCCACACCAUGUUUUAAUAAACAGCGACAGAUUUGCGCUAGUGCCUGUUGCGCAGACUUGCGGGAAUUUUUCGAUUGGGAAUCGCGGGAUGGGAAAGGCAAUGAAGCCUACGGGCGAGCGUGGAACCUGGACGAGCUGCGGAACAAAUCCUGGCAGGACCUCCAUAAGCUCUGGUACGUGUGUGUCAAGGAGCGCAACCUGCUGCUGACCGAGAUGGGCUUCAAGAACAUUCCAAAAAAUGCCGCGGAGCAGAGGGCUCGGGGCAUACCUCCCGGAACCGACAUGGUGGAGCAGGACCAGCACAGGCUGAGAUACAAGGAGGUUCAAAAAACGCUGCGAAACAUUCGGCAGGUACUUCAAGAGCGGGUGGACAUACAGCUGGUUCCCUCGAUGAAACGCGAGAUGCAAGAGGUCAUUGACGCGCGAUGA